UUGUGCUUAGCGUCCGGCGGUGCCGACCGGGGGGAGCCCCCCCUCUACCCGACGAGAUUUGGGUUUAAACUUUGGGUUUUGGGGAGCCCCGAAGAUGCCUUUCCACCCGGUGACGGCGGCGUUGAUGUACCGGGGGAUCUACACCGUCCCCAACAUCCUCGCCGAGCAGCGCCCCGUGGAGAUUCCCGAGGAUGAGCUGGAGGAGAUCCGGGAAGCCUUCAAGGUGUUCGACCGCGAUGGCAACGGGUUCAUCUCCAAGCAGGAGCUGGGCACGGCCAUGCGCUCCCUGGGGUACAUGCCCAACGAGGUGGAGCUGGAGGUCAUCAUCCAGCGCCUCGACAUGGACGGUGACGGGCAGGUGGACUUUGAGGAGUUUGUGACAUUGCUGGGGCCCAAGCUCUCCACCUCGGGCAUCCCGGAGAAGUUCCACGGCACCGACUUCGACACCGUCUUCUGGAAGUGUGACAUGCAGAAGCUGACGGUGGACGAGCUGAAGCGGCUGCUGUACGACACCUUCUGCGAGCACCUGUCCAUGAAGGACAUCGAGAACAUCAUCAUGACGGAGGAGGAGAGCCACAUGGGCACGGCCGAGGAGUGCCCCGUCGACGUGGAGACCUGCUCCAGCCAGCAGAUCCGCCAGACCUGCGUGCGGAAGAGCCUCAUCUGCGCCUUCGCCAUCGCCUUCAUCAUCAGCGUGAUGCUCAUCGCCGCCAACCAGGUGCUGCGCAGCGGGAUGAAGUAACGGGGCGCCCCCGCCGCCGGGCACCCGCAGCGACGGCGAGGAGGAGGCACCUAUAAAUAUCUAUAAAUAUCUCUCUGUACAUCCAUCUGUGGCCCAGAGACGUGACCCCCCCGGGCGGGGGGCAGCCGAGGGGACAGAGCCGCGCCGGGGCCCCGCCGUGCCGGGCGCCGCCGUCGCUGCUGCUCGCAGAGCGCGGAGACUUUGGGACCGACACCGACACACCGACCCCCCCUCGCCGGACAAAAUCCGACCCGUGAGUGCAUGUGACGUGCAUGGAGCCCCGUGAGCCCCCUCCCGCGGCGGAUCCCGUCGGAUUCUCCGAUCUAGCGUUAGAGCUCAUAUUUAGGAUAAACCAAAUCAUCCCCUAAGCAAUACACGCGCCUGAGAUGGUUCCUAGAGCCGGGAGCGUUUGCAUGGACUUGGCUGCCAAGGGCUGGAUUCCAACCCCCCAAAGCCCCUCCCUGUCCCCGUGCCGUGCCUCGGUUUCCCCACCUGCCCGGUGCGGGGACAUUCCUGACCUCCUGCUUGAUGCACUUUGAGCCGACCCCCCUUGGGAAGAGCCGGAGCGACCCCGAGGCCGGGGAGCCCCGCACGCCCCGGAACCCCCCAGCCUGUAUGUAGCACCCACCUGGGCACGGACUGGUUCGGAUUUGGGGCCGUUUUUCAUUCUUUGGAGUUUUUGGGGUGGUGUUUUUGGUUUUUGUUUCGGUUUUUGGUUUUUUUUUUUGUUUUUGUUCUUCCUGGUUGGUUGUUUCCGAUCUGAAAUAAAACUGGGAUUUCUGAAGCGC
Motacilla alba alba is the source of this 1530-nucleotide messenger RNA. RefSeq names its product calcium binding protein 7 (gene CABP7). Gene Ontology annotation, molecular function: calcium ion binding. The coding region runs from base 95 to 742 and encodes 215 amino acids. NCBI's taxonomy places the organism in Eukaryota, Metazoa, Chordata, Aves, Passeriformes, Motacillidae. The transcript has 5 exons. The record is from RefSeq and is a predicted model, not a curated record.